CCCUCCACGCUGCGGCCGCUGUCCCCUCCGGACCAUGGCCGACGACGACGUGCUGUUCGAGGAUGUGUACGAGCUGUGCGAGGUGAUCGGCAAGGGUCCCUUCAGUGUUGUACGACGAUGUAUCAACAGAGAAACUGGGCAACAAUUUGCUGUAAAAAUUGUUGAUGUAGCCAAGUUCACAUCAAGUCCAGGGUUAAGUACAGAAGUGGCUCUAAACGUCCUGCCUUGCUGGGAUUGCACUCAACUCUGUGAAUCAGAUCUAAAGCGGGAAGCCAGUAUCUGUCAUAUGCUGAAACAUCCCCACAUUGUAGAGUUACUGGAGACAUAUAGCUCAGAUGGAAUGCUUUACAUGGUUUUUGAAUUUAUGGAUGGAGCGGAUCUAUGUUUUGAAAUCGUAAAACGAGCUGAUGCUGGUUUUGUAUACAGUGAAGCCGUAGCCAGUCAUUACAUGAGACAGAUACUGGAAGCUCUACGCUAUUGUCAUGAUAAUAACAUAAUUCACAGGGAUGUGAAGCCCCACUGUGUUCUCCUCGCCUCAAAGGAAAACUCGGCACCUGUUAAACUCGGGGGCUUUGGAGUAGCUAUUCAAUUAGGGGAGUCUGGACUUGUAGCUGGAGGACGCGUUGGAACACCUCAUUUUAUGGCCCCAGAAGUUGUCAAAAGAGAGCCUUAUGGAAAACCCGUAGAUGUCUGGGGUUGUGGCGUGAUCCUUUUUAUUCUGCUCAGUGGUUGUUUGCCUUUUUAUGGAACCAAGGAAAGAUUGUUUGAAGGCAUUAUUAAAGGAAAAUAUAAGAUGAAUCCAAGGCAGUGGAGCCAUAUCUCUGAAAGUGCCAAAGACCUAGUGCGUCGCAUGCUGAUGCUGGAUCCAGCCGAAAGGAUCACUGUUUAUGAAGCACUGAAUCACCCCUGGCUUAAGGAGAGAGAUCGUUAUGCCUACAAGAUUCAUCUUCCAGAAACAGUAGAGCAGCUGAGGAAAUUCAAUGCAAGGAGGAAACUAAAGGUAAAUGAAAUCAUCGAAAAGCCAGAUACAGUUGAUGAUAAUGUUUUUAUUCUGUUUAAGGGCCCAUGA
Molecule: messenger RNA, 1069 nt
Organism: Miniopterus natalensis
Lineage: Eukaryota; Metazoa; Chordata; Mammalia; Chiroptera; Miniopteridae
Source: RefSeq, a predicted model, not a curated record